AGCAAAAAACCCUAAGAGGAUGGGAAUUAUAUUAGAGUUAAUGGAUACGAACUUAAAGUCAUAUCUUCAAGCUUUUACAGAUAGUACAAACUCGACUUUACUCACUGUGGAUGCAGGGAUCAAAUUAGCAUCAGAUAUUUGCACUGCCUGUGUUUACCUAGAAAAUAACAAAUUUGUUCACAGGGACAUCGCGGCUAGAAACUGUCUAGUCAAGUCAGUAAGACCCGAUGUCGUUGUAAAAAUAGGUGACUUUGGAAUGGCAAGAAGAACCUCUGUAUCGGAGUACUAUAAAAAAGAAGGAACAGCCAUGCUUCCCGUGCGAUGGCUUCCACCUGAAGCUUUAUCUGGAGUAUUUACCUCAAAAUCAGAUGUCUGGGCAUUCGGAGUUCUUGUUUGGGAAAUAUUUACCGGCGGUUGUUUGCCCUAUCCCGGGAUGUCUAUAUCUGAGGUCUUCAUAGUUAUUAAACAAGGAGGAAACAUGGCAGCUUACAGACCAACUAAAUGCCCAGAUGAUGUUUGGAGAAUCCUUACAAAAUGCUGGAGUUACAACUCUGAGGAGAGACCGUCAUUUACGGAACUUGAAACUAUUCUGAAACAGAGAGGAAGAGGCUUGCCAUCCUUGCAUACACAGGGAAAUGAUAAGAAUGCUUUAAUUACCCAAAGCUAUUUAGAAGAGGAGAGUGAAUGUCUUCUAUGUCAAUAA
This is a messenger RNA of Saccostrea echinata, 703 nucleotides long. RefSeq names its product leukocyte tyrosine kinase receptor-like. The record is from RefSeq and is a predicted model, not a curated record. The transcript has 7 exons. Gene Ontology annotation, molecular function: transmembrane receptor protein tyrosine kinase activity; ATP binding. NCBI's taxonomy places the organism in Eukaryota, Metazoa, Mollusca, Bivalvia, Ostreida, Ostreidae. The coding region runs from base 20 to 703 and encodes 227 amino acids. Gene Ontology annotation, cellular component: signaling receptor complex. Gene Ontology annotation, biological process: multicellular organism development; protein phosphorylation; cell surface receptor protein tyrosine kinase signaling pathway.